AAUUUCAAGCAGCUGAUAUCGAUUGGACGACAGGGCUGGACCUCACAAAUAAAUAUAAAACCAAAAUAUUCAGUGGUCUCUCAAUUUGAAGAAUAAUACAAACGGAAGAUGUCUGCCCUGCGCCGUGAUGUGUCGCCUUUAAUCCAGCGUAUUCGGGCCUUCCUCCUGGGUCGGGAGCACAACCUGGCCCUGCGCUUCGAGGACGGACUGGCCGAUCGCACCCAGCCACAGCCGGAAAUCCCAGAUGGCCCAUCGCAUCUACUCUCGGCCAACUACUACUGCCAGCGGGAUGGACGUCGCGAGGUUCUGCCGCCCAUCGACCUGGUGGAGCAGCAAAAGCAGCUGGCGGGAGAGGCUGGGGAAGCGGCGAAGGCCCCGUCUUCCAAGCUGCCCACUCCCGGCAAGGUCUAUGCCUGGGAUUAAUGGGCCGCUUCACCGCGGGAAUCGCCUUUUUUUGAGUUGUAGUACGAGCCGGUUAAAGCUAAUAUAGAAUCAAAUUGAA
Molecule: messenger RNA, 502 nt
Organism: Drosophila mauritiana
Lineage: Eukaryota; Metazoa; Arthropoda; Insecta; Diptera; Drosophilidae
Gene: ND-B14.5A
Product: NADH dehydrogenase [ubiquinone] 1 alpha subcomplex subunit 7
Exons: 2
Coding region: 109-423 (104 amino acids)
Biological process (GO): ATP synthesis coupled electron transport; mitochondrial electron transport, NADH to ubiquinone
Cellular component (GO): mitochondrial inner membrane
Source: RefSeq, a predicted model, not a curated record